UCAGGGAGAUCUGUAUGUGCGAGUGCUUGUGGCACAGAGCUAAGUCUCUCAUAGUACUGUCCGCCCAAAGCCCCUAACUGGAUUCAGUGGACACUCCUGAACAGUAUUUGUCAGGAUCCUGCAAGGGCACAUCUGGACUUUUCACUUUUUCAAGGAUCUUGGAUCCAUCCCAUGGACUCUAAUCCCACCAGUCAUUUCUGGUGGGAAACUAUUUGUUCCUUGUUUACUUGGCAAGGGGUGCAGAGCUCCAAUGCUUUCGCUCUGAUCCAGUAGGUUUUGCGGUUUUGCCGUACACCAUUUUCCUGGUCAACCCAUCCUCUUUUACUCAAUACAUCUACCAGAUCGAAUCUUUUGCUUUGUUGCCAAUUCGCCAUGGAUAUUGGCGGCCUAAGCACAGUGGUAGCGAACUCUGCCUACAUCUCAGCUCGUGGCAGCUUCGAUGGCACAGCCAACCCAGCAGCAAACCGGGACAAGAAGUUCCAUUCCAGACUAAAGCUUCCUCACAUCACAGUGUGCGAAGGCCUGAGGGAAACCCUGGACCUUCAGUUCAAGAGCAUCUGCGUUGAACAGCCGAUCGGCAAACGCCUUUUCCAGGAAUAUCUAGAGACCGCUAACGAGUACAAGGGGCCCUGCCGCCUGUGGAAGGACAUAGAGGAGUAUGACACUGCUGAGGAUAAGGAUCGUACCAGCAAGGCCGCCAAGAUCCUCCAACGCUACAUGGAGCCUUCGGCCAAGUACUUUUGCCCCUUCCUGCCCGAAAACGACAUCACCAAGGUGAAAGAGCGCCAUGAGGGAGCUGCCGAUGACUUGUUUGUUGACGUCCUGGCAUGUGUUCUAGACUUUCUCAAAGAAGUCCCCUUCACCUUUUACCUGGAGACCAUGUACUUGAAGAGGUUCUUGCAGUGGAAAUGGCUGGAGAUGCAACCCAUGGGUGAAGAGUGGUUCCUUGAUUUCCGUGUGCUUGGCAAAGGAGGCUUCGGUGAGGUGUCGGCGUGUCAGAUGAGAGGCACUGGAAAGCUUUAUGCUUGCAAGAAGCUGAACAAAAAAAGGCUGAAGAAGAGGAAAGGCUAUGAGGGCGCCAUGGUGGAGAAACGAAUUCUGGCUCGUGUUCACAGCAGAUUCAUUGUUACCCUGGCCUACGCCUUCCAGACCAAGACAGAACUUUGCCUGGUCAUGACCAUCAUGAAUGGAGGAGACCUAAGGUAUCACAUCUAUAACGUAGACGAGAAUAAUCCAGGCUUUGACGAGACGAGGGCAUGUUAUUACUCUGCUCAGAUCAUUCAAGGCCUGGAGCACCUUCAUCAGAAGAGAAUCAUCUACAGGGAUCUCAAGCCAGAGAACGUUCUUCUGGACAAUGAAGGUAACGUGCGUAUCUCUGACCUUGGCUUGGCUGUGGAGUUAGCAGAUGGCCAGGAGAAGACUAAGGGCUACGCUGGGACUCCAGGGUUUAUGGCCCCAGAGCUGCUGAAAGGAGAGGAGUACGACUACUCUGUAGAUUACUUCACGCUUGGGGUCACUCUUUAUGAGUUCAUUGCUGCCAAAGGCCCCUUCAGGACCCGAGGAGAGAAGGUGGAGAACAAAGAGGUGAAGAAGCGCAUCCUGAAUGAACCAGUAGCUUACACAGAGAAGUUCAGUGAGAACGCCAAGUCCGUAUGUGAGGGCUUACUAGCCAAGGAGGUAGACAAAAGACUGGGCUUCAAGAACGGCAGUUGUGAUGAGCUGCGUGCCCACCCGUUCUUCAGCAGUCUCAACUGGAGGAAGCUUGAUGCAGGAAUUCUGACACCUCCAUUCAUACCUGAUUCGAAGACCGUUUAUGCCAAGGACCUUGACGACGUGGGUGCCUUCUCCACUGUGAAAGGGGUCAUGCUGGAAGACCCAGACAAAGAGUUUUUUGAUGAGUUCUCCUCUGGGAAUAUCCCCAUACCCUGGCAGGAAGAGAUGAUCGAGACGGGCAUCUUCGGAGAGCUGAACGUGUGGGGUCCUGGAGGCACAGUGCCCAAUGACCUGCGGCGCGAGUCCAUCCUGGAGCAGCCAAAGUCCUCCACCUGUAGCAUAUCAUAAACCAUCAACCUCUCCAUGCUGAAAGAACUUUCCCUCCCUUUUCCUUCAGCGUAUACUCGCUGUGGUGGUUUAAUGUCCAGUAUGAGAGUAAAGAGGUUAUUAUUUUUUUUUUUUACAUCAUCAUAAAAAUAAAAGACUUCAUACAUGUUUUUAAAAAUAUUAAUGUCAAGAAAGAGAGUCAGGGCAGAGCAGUAUUUGUGAAUAUUGCAGUAUUAGUGAAUAUAUACUGUAAGUAUCCUUUUUUUCUGCAGGGUUGAACCACCAGUGAGCUUUCCCGCUCUCUGCUUUGGAAUUAAUUCUUAGGCUGAAGCUUUUUAAACUUUUUAAUGGAACGUUGAGAGACUUUUGUUAAACCUUCGUUUCAUUGCUCUUCAUCAAACUGAACAUCCACGGAUAGAAAGGGAUCAAAGAAGGGAAUUCUGCAUCCUUUCCUUAUUGUACCUGUUCAUGCAUUUUACCUUUAGAGCUGAACCUGGUCUGUGUUGAUGAGUGAUGCUUCUUGGUUUGAAUAGUGACAUCAAAUGCAUUGCUGUCUUUUUGCUCUGUAUGUUUUUUUAUGUUUACAUUUUGAUCUCAUGUACUUCUAAUUCUCAAAGAACGUUAGUCAAAAUUAGAUGAUUAAUCUAGAUUAAUCUCUUGGUUCAACAUUAAAGAAGUAACUUAAAAAAGUUGAUGCCAUUUGAGAUUUAUCACAAGUAGGGAUGCACCGAAAUUAAUGUGGCUGAAACCCAACAAAAUAGUUAUUUUUUCCAUUUUUGUUUUCAUUCAUUUUGCCAUUUGUUCAGCAGAAUGCAAACUGACAUUCUUGGGUCAUUCUCUGACAUUUUUUAAAAUGCUACCACAGAUCUGACAUAUUUGCUUAAUUUACAAUAAACACAUCACUCCACGCUUGUUGUGAUUAGAUUGUGUCAUCAAAAACAUUGUUCAAUGUUCGAUAUACAUCUUUCCCAAAAUUAUUAUUCAGUGCAUCCCUAAUCAAAACUGGUUAGACAUAACUGGCUAGGCCUGGAACUAUAACUAUAAUUUGUAGCCUUUGGUAGAUUCUGAUUGUCUGUUCUUGAUACACCAUGUGACUGGUAUUUUUGAGUUUAUUGGAGCUGGAGAAAUGGAAAAAUUCAUUAGCUCUGAAAGGUUGUGUGAAGAUUUUUAACAACGAAGGCAAAGGCAUUUACUAAAUAUAGAGGACAUGCUUUUGCUUCCUCAUAGAGUUAAGCAUUGGUAUGCUGAGUGGCCACGCUGAGAUAAGCUUCUACCUGCAGCGUUAGGCCAUAUUUCUAUCAUAUUUUUUUUAACAGAAUAGUUUCAAUAUUUUUCCUUCAUUUUUAUUUGUUUAUUUGUUAUGUAUUCCAGUUUUCU
This is a messenger RNA of Astyanax mexicanus (Mexican tetra), 3417 nucleotides long. It is a transcript of the gene grk1a, whose product is annotated as G protein-coupled receptor kinase 1 a. Gene Ontology annotation, molecular function: ATP binding; rhodopsin kinase activity. NCBI's taxonomy places the organism in Eukaryota, Metazoa, Chordata, Actinopteri, Characiformes, Acestrorhamphidae. Bases 373 to 2061 code for a protein of 562 amino acids. The record is from RefSeq and is a predicted model, not a curated record. Gene Ontology annotation, cellular component: cytoplasm. The transcript is spliced from 7 exons. Gene Ontology annotation, biological process: regulation of opsin-mediated signaling pathway; signal transduction; visual perception.